UUGAGCUUGUCUCAUGUUUUACAAGUGUUCAGAGUUAUUUACUCGUUUGUCAUUCUCGUUUUAAUCUGCAUGUAGUGUAGGCGGUGAGGAUAUUGUUUGUUCUGAGGCUGUGAUUCGUUUUAAAUAUUUUAAAGUAAAAAUGCGACGAAGUGACGACAGAUCAAGAGAAUACCGGGACUCGAGGGAUUACCUCCCCGAGGAUAGAUUGAGAGAGCUGGAGAGAAAAAGAAGAGAAUGGAGAAUUGAGCAGGAGAAGCGACGAGAGCACGAAAAACGCAAACAGAAGAUGAUACAAGAGUGGGAGGCGAAGAGAGCCAGAGAGCUCGAAGGGAAGAACCAACGGAGAAGAUCAAAGUCACGAUCAAGAUCAGCGUCACCUGGACCCAGCAGACGACGUGGUAGAAGUAGAUCUGUAGAGAAAAAUAGCACUCGUGCCAGCACCAAAGUUCCUGUCAUGUCUGAGAGGUUCGAUUCCGCGUCGUCCUCUAAUACUCCACUGUUUAAGGGCAUGGAGGGAAGUAAAAUUAGUGUUAGUGAGCUUAAAAAGAUUAAAGUUAAUAUUCAACGAGAUAUUUCGAAAGCUGAAGAGACAUCUGAGUUGUUGAGGGACAUUACUAGCCCUGAUGAAAUCGUCCUCAAACGAAGAGAAGGUAAAAGAAGUUUGAUUGUGUUCUUAUCUAUUCGUCGAUUGAUCACAGUUUGGGGUAUUUGAUGGUGGAAAGUAGCUACAGAUAAGAUACAAAUUGUUGUGCUAUUGAUUUCGAAAUUUGGGAAAAUGGGAAAGAGAAAAAUGGGACGAAUUUUACUGGGGUUUUGUGGAAUAUUCGGCAGUGAAGACUUCAUGAAGAUCCUGUGCUGAACAGAUGCUGAAUUGAUUGGACAAUUUUCAAUUUUCGUCGCAGAAACAAUUUUGUGCAGAUUUAAUCUUCAUUUUGUAUUUUUUUUCGUAUAUUUCCUGCGUGUAUUGAGACGCAAACAAUUGAAUAAUAUAGUUAUCAAUCGGAUGUUCAGGAUUACUUUUUUAUUAUUUAUGGGAAAUGAGCGACUUGAAGAUUGUGGAGAUUUCGUCUGCUAAAUUCAUCGGAAGAUAUUCAGGUUUCACCGGAAUAAACCUAUCGAUUUGCAGAGUGUAGAAUUAAUUUCAAUUAAUUUGAGAAUCGUGUAUUAUUCGGUAAUUAAUUUAGACAAAAAAUUACUUAUCAAAUUUUAUUUUCAAUUCAUUCAGUUUGAUUGUGUUUCUAUCUAUUCGUCGAUUGAUCAGAGUUUGGAGUAUUUGAUGGUGGAAAGUAGCUACAGAUAAGAUACAAAUUGUUGUGCUAUUGAUUUCGAAAUUUGGGAAAAUGGGAAAGAGAAAAAUGGGACGAAUUUUACUGGGGUUUUGUGGAAUAUUCGGCAGUGAAGACUUCAUGAAGAUCCUGUGCUGAACAGAUGCUGAAUUGAUUGGACAAUUUUCAAUUUUCGUCGCAGAAACAAUUUUGUGCAGAUUUAAUCUUCAUUUUGUAUUUUUUUUCGUAUAUUUCCUGCGUGUAUUGAGACGCAAACAAUUGAAUAAUAUAGUUAUCAAUCGGAUGUUCAGGAUUACUUUUUUAUUAUUUAUGGGAAAUGAGCGACUUGA
Messenger RNA from Diachasma alloeum, 1615 nucleotides. RefSeq names its product U4/U6.U5 small nuclear ribonucleoprotein 27 kDa protein (gene Tra-m). The record is from RefSeq and is a predicted model, not a curated record. NCBI's taxonomy places the organism in Eukaryota, Metazoa, Arthropoda, Insecta, Hymenoptera, Braconidae. Bases 140 to 712 code for a protein of 190 amino acids. The transcript is spliced from 4 exons.